CGCCUGCCCCAGGAAGAGGACGCCAGCACCGGUCAGCGCUGGUUCACACCCCUGAUGGGGUCAGAACGGAUGGAGAUGCGGAAGCGGCAGAUGUCUGCAGUGCAGGAGACAUCAGAUUCCCUCCCAGGCCAACAUGGAAUGGGGAACCGAGGAUCCAAUGCUUGUUGCUUCUGCUGGUGCUGCUGUUGUAGCUGCUCUUGCCUAUCAGUCAGCCAGUCUGAGGAACAGACUCCCAGGACAGCUUCCCAUGAGCUCAGAAGAGAUGACAUUCCAAACCAUGAAGAAAGCACCACUCCUACUCUGGAAGAGGUGAGCUCCUGGACGCAGUCCUUUGACAAGCUAAUGCUCACGCCCGCGGGAAGGAACGCUUUCCGUGAGUUCCUCCGAACAGAAUUCAGUGAAGAAAACAUGCUUUUCUGGAUGGCAUGUGAGGAACAAAAAGAAGCUAAUAAAAGCACUAUUGAGGAAAAGGCAAGGAUCAUAUAUGAAGACUACAUUUCUAUUCUUUCUCUAAAGAGACUUCCAGUCAACAGAAACCUAUUAGUAAAGUUCUGGGGUGUCAAAAAUUGUAUGCAGAUUUUCAACUACAUGAGGGUCAGCUUAGACUCCCGAGUAAGAGAAGUCAUCAAUAAGAACAUGGUGCAGCCAUCUCAACACGUAUUCGAUGAUGCACAACUCCAGAUUUACACUUUAAUGCACAGAGACUCGUAUCCCCGAUUCAUGAAUUCUGCUGUCUAUAAAGAUUUGCUCCAGUCCUUAUCUGAGAAAUCAGUUGAAGCAUAGGAUGUUAUAAAUAUAUUUAUUAUUAAUAAAAUAAUAAAAACUCAUGGAUGAAGUCUAGUACAGGGAAUUAAGAGGUAGCAGUGUCUUCUGCUGGUGUAAUAUUCAGGCUAUUUUAAUAGCAGAUGCUUCCUUCCACAGAAGGUGAUAUAUUCACAAUAUAAAUUGCAGCCACCUUUAGUGAUACUUUUGAAAAAAUGGGCAUGGCUGUAUUAGAAAGGUAGUAUAUUUACAUUUACAGUAAUAGUAACAUAUCCUGAGUGGCAAAGGAUACACUAGAAGACUCCAUACUGCCUGGAGUAUAUACAUUCACUGGAGCAUACUGGGCUGCUUUUGUUCUGUAUGAGUUCAGUACCUGAUUACUAGCCUCCCAAAGAAAAGAUGUGCAGGUGUCUCUCAGAUACUCCUUCUUUCCAACAAGUUCAGUUUUGUAUAUGGCCAAAGCCAAUGGACAUAUCCAAAUGGCUUUGGACAUAUCCAUGCACUAGAGCCAUUCCAAGAGCCAAAUUCUCAUCUUUUU
This is a messenger RNA of Phyllostomus discolor (pale spear-nosed bat), 1300 nucleotides long. RefSeq names its product regulator of G protein signaling 20 (gene RGS20). The record is from RefSeq and is a predicted model, not a curated record. NCBI's taxonomy places the organism in Eukaryota, Metazoa, Chordata, Mammalia, Chiroptera, Phyllostomidae.